Aaosphaeria arxii CBS 175.79 is the source of this 1689-nucleotide messenger RNA. Its product is annotated as molybdopterin binding oxidoreductase. Gene Ontology annotation, cellular component: mitochondrion. The record is from RefSeq and is a predicted model, not a curated record. Gene Ontology annotation, molecular function: molybdenum ion binding; oxidoreductase activity. The transcript is spliced from 2 exons. Bases 1 to 1689 code for a protein of 562 amino acids. NCBI's taxonomy places the organism in Eukaryota, Fungi, Ascomycota, Dothideomycetes, Pleosporales.
AUGGCGGCACCAAAGAUCACCAACCGCCCUGGGGAGUGGAAGAUUGAGCAAGGCAUGUCCGGUGCUGAGCUUCCAGUGCUAGACAUGACGGGCUCUCAGAUCAGAACUCUUGCCCCUCAGACCUUUCCAGCGCCCGCUAAAGACGAGGAAGCCCUUAAGUCUAUCGGUGAUCGUGAUGCACUGUUUAAGAUGGAACGGAAGGGAUGGAAAGGGUUCGUAGAGUGGGAGAACUACCCAGACAAGAAGGCCAUAGCCCGGAAGAUCCUGACUUCUUACACUUGGCCGCCAAAUCCAGAAUUCCAACUUGGUCCUAUCCCAGCUACUAACCCAGUGCUUCCUGGGAUACGCUGGAAGAUGUGGCACCAUGCCAUCGGAGGGGAACUACAGACCGUACCCGAUGACUCGUGGGACCUUGUUCAGAAGGAAAAGCACCCUGAAAUGCUCCAUCUUCUUCAAUUCCCCUAUAACGGCGAGCCCCCCAAGCGUCUCGUCACUGACAAAGCAAUCACUCCUAAUUCAUUGCACUUUGUCAGAAAUCAUGGCGGCAUUCCCAUCAUCGACUCAGAGGAUUUUAGCUUUGACAUGGACGGCCUUGUAGCCAAUCCAAGGUCAUUCACUUUGGACGAGCUCAUGGACGAAUCAAAGUUCCCUCGAGUUGAGACAACUGUCACUAUUCAAUGCUCUGGCACUCGGCGUAUCGAGCAAAUCCUCAAGUACCCAGGUCAAGGUGAUGAAGUUCCUCAAGCACCAUGGGCCGAAGGUGCUAUCGGCACUGCUCGCUACGCUGGCAUCAGCUUGAAAAAGGUGAUCAAGGCUUGCGGAGGUUUGAUUGAUGGUGCUAAACAUCUGGAAUUCUAUGGAGCCGAUACCUACUUCAAGGACGACAAAGUCAUGAACUAUCUUGUCAGCGUGCCGUGGUCGAAGGUGAAGGCAAACGAAGUGCUGCUGACCUGGGAAAUGAACGGGGAGCCUCUACCCAGGAUUCACGGAUAUCCUCUCCGUCUUGUGGUUCUGGGCUAUAUUGGCGCCAGAAGUGUCAAGUGGCUCUACCGUAUCAAAGCAAUCAAGAACCCAAGUCUGGCACCAGUGCAGAGUCAAGAGUACCUCUACUUCCCCCAGCAAACUGGAAAGCACAACUUGAAGUUCACUGAUGGCAUCCAAAUCCAGGAAAUGCCAGUCAGCUCUGCGAUCAUGUCGCCUUGGACAAAGCAGGUCGUCAUCCAUAACGGUAAAAUACAAUGCAAUGGAUGGGCUUACUCUGGCGGGGGGCGCUGGCCAGAGCGUGUAGAGCUGUCCAUGGAUGGAGGAUUCAAUUGGUACACAGUACCUCUGGAGAAUCUUUCUGAAAAGCGCAAAUGGACCUGGCGUACUUGGAAGUUCGAACUUCCUUGCGAUGUCGAAGGAUGGGUUGAGAUUGUGUGUCGCUGUUGGGACAACGCACUAAACACGCAGCCCUCGAACGUACGCACUUCCUGGAAUUGGGGAUUGCACGUCACAAGUUCUUGCCACAGGAUUAGCGUGUACAGUAUCAACAAAUCACGACCAAGGACAAAGGCCCGGCUGGAGGAGUUCGAGAAAGCAGGCGUUCCAAUUGCGCCUAUAACAGUCCCCUAUGCUUUCUCUCCUCAGAGUUGGGAAGAGUAUAAUCAGUUCUGGGACAAACAUGAUCCGCGUGACGUAGAUGAGUAG